Boleophthalmus pectinirostris (great blue-spotted mudskipper) is the source of this 1034-nucleotide messenger RNA. Its product is annotated as interferon-induced protein with tetratricopeptide repeats 1-like. Gene Ontology annotation, biological process: defense response to virus. Gene Ontology annotation, cellular component: cytosol. The record is from RefSeq and is a predicted model, not a curated record. NCBI's taxonomy places the organism in Eukaryota, Metazoa, Chordata, Actinopteri, Gobiiformes, Gobiidae. Gene Ontology annotation, molecular function: protein binding.
CCUUCAGUCGUGCGUCUCUGAACCGAACGAGAGACCAUCUCAUGGACAUCGUCCCUGAAGAGAACACCACCUGGAGGGGGCAGAACUACAACCUGCAGGGCUUCCUCCAGCACAGACUGGGGCGCUCCUCAGAGGCCCUCAGCCUCCUGCGCUCGGCCUCAGAGGCCCUCAGGGGCCCCGGGCUCCUGGUGAACUACAGCGACCUGGCCUGGCUGCACCACGAGAGGGGAGAGCACGAGCAGAGCCAGGAGUACCUGAGCAGAGUGGAGGUGCUCAGGAUAGAGUACCCCACAGAGGGGGAGCACCCCGAGGUGCUGGCGGAGAAGGCCUGGACCCUGACGAAGUUCGGGUGUCAGCAGAAGUUUGAGGCGGCGUUGGAGGCAGAGCCAGAGCGCGUGGAGUGGAGGAGCUCUCAGGUCAUCGCCCUCACGAGCGCCCAAAAACACGACCCCGACCCCCCGGACGCUCAGCUGCUGCAGAGGGUGCAGAGGGCCCACGAGGACGACCCGGAGAACCUGUACCUGCUGCACCUGAGCCUCAGGCAGCGCUGUGGGGACGAUGUGCUGGACGACGUCUCUGAGCUGGAGGACAGGAUCAUGGUCAGAGCCAACAGCAGCUUCAGUGGACUCAAGGCCGUGCUGCACAUUUACCGAAACAUCAACCACCCGAACGGCGCCAUCAAGUGGGCGGAGAAGGCGCUGGACAAUCACCCCGACAGCCGCUACGUCAAACGCUGCGUGUGGAGGGUCCUGUUCCGAAAAGAUGGAGCGUCACAGCGCCACCUGCUGGACAGAGCCAUAAGUCUGUAUGAGGAGGUGCUGGGUCUGUACCCAGACAUUCCUCUGGUCAAGGAGAUAGAUCUGGCAGAUCUUUACAGUAGGACCGAGAGAAGCAGAGCUGAGGAGAUGUACAAAAGACUCCUGCAGAGGAACAUGGAGCCUCCAGAGGCUCAGAUGCUCUACAACCGCUACGCCAAAUACUUAAAGUACACGUAGCAGGACGUCUACAAGGCCAUCAAAUACCAUAAGAAAGCU